AUGUACCGCAAAGUACAGGUUGUGGUAAUGAACCUGUACCAGGAGCCAGGUUGUGACAGGUGUGCCCACACGUGUAAUGGGGGUGUGGUGGGGGAGUGGUGGUGGCGGGGUGUAAUCGGGGAUGCAGAGGUGUGGCUGGCGAAGAAAAAGAAAAGUAGUAGUAGUAGUCGUAGUCGUAGUAGUAGUAGUAGUAGUAGUAGUAGUAGUAGUAGUAGUAGUAGUAGUAGUAGUAGUAGUAGUAGUAAGAGUAGUAGUAGUAGUAGUAAUAGUAGUGGUAGUAGUAGUAGUAGUAGUAGUAGUAGUAGUAGUAGUAGUAGUAGUAGUAGUAGUAGUAGUAGUAGUAGUAGUAGUAGUAGUAGUAGUAGUAGUAGUAGUAGUAGUAGUGGAGGAGGAGUGGAAGAAGAAGAAGACGAAGAAGAAGAAGAAGAAGAAGAAGAAGAAGAAGAAGAAGAAGAAGAAGAAGAAGAAGAAGAAGAAGAAGAAGAAGAAGAAGAACAGGAAGAAAGUAGUAGUAGUAGUAAUAGUAGUAGUAGUAAUAGUAGUAGUAGUAGUAGUGGUAGUAGUAGUAGUAGUAGUAGUAGUAGUAGUAGUAAUAGUAGCAGCAGUAGUAGUGGCAGCAAUAGUAGUAGUGAGGCACAGAGUAGUAGUAGUAGUAGUAGUAGUAGUAGUAGUAGUAGUAGUAGUAGCUUUUCUUCUUCUUCUUCUUCCUCCUCCUUCUCCUUCUCCUCCUCCUCCUCCUCCUCCUCCUCCUCCUCCUCCUCCUCCUCCUCCUCCUCCUCCUCCUCCUCC
Molecule: messenger RNA, 789 nt
Organism: Scylla paramamosain (green mud crab)
Lineage: Eukaryota; Metazoa; Arthropoda; Malacostraca; Decapoda; Portunidae
Exons: 5
Source: RefSeq, a predicted model, not a curated record